AUGGAUGUUGAUGCAUUUAUUACUAGUGUUUUUGUUAAAAAUCCCCUAUGGGAUCAGAAAGACUCUCAGCACCAUAACCGCUUUGUUUUGGAUAAACUGUGGGAUGCUGUGGCCGAAGAAAUGAAAACAACAAGGAGUAUCGUGAGGACAAAAUGGAAAAACUUGCGAGACACAUUUCGCAAAGAACUUAAAAAAAAGCCAGUACAACGAUCGGGGGAUGAGGCAUCCUCUUGGACAUCAUCUUGGCAAUAUUUUGAUAGUCUUUAUUUUUUAAAAGACCAAUUUACUGCCCGAGUAAGCACCGGAAAUUUGCCCGAAACUGAGCAAAACAUCAAUAUUCUGGAUGAAGAAACAAACACCCAGUUAUCAGAACACCGAUCAGAACCAAAUAAGCCAAACUUGGAUGAUUCUACUUAUGCCGAUAAAUUACCACUGACGAACGAUUCGUCUCAAAACAAAAGCAGUUUAACUAUCACACCUACUGUUAACAAAUUAAAACGAAAGAACCAAAAUGACACAGAUGUUGGUGCUGCACUUAUAAGAUUAGAAGAACAAAAACUCAGGAUUCUAGAAAAAGAGAAAAAAACCCUUGAUGAAGACGAUUGCUUUUUUGACAGCCUUCUACCACACAUUCGCCCGCUCACCCCACAAAGAAAAAUGUUAUUAAGAAUGAGAAUUCAGGAACUUGUUUAUAACUUUAUUUACAAUGAUCAGCCGCCUAGUCAAGCUACUCAAAGGCAAAGUAAUCAUCAAGCUCAAAAUAUGCAUGAUGUAUAUGAAGUUAUUGUUACAGAAAAACAACUGCGUAAGAAGUGGAAGAACCUGCGCGAUCAGUUUCGGAAAGAAAAAAAGAAGUUCCCUACGCCGCGUUCUGGUGACGCUGCCAACGAAACAGAGAGCACUUGGCCAUACUUUCAACUCAUGCAAUUUUUAAACGAUGAUAUUACACCUGAAGUCAUGACUGGAAACCUGCAUGAUAGUGAUUCGGAUUCCCUGAACGAGUCCUGUCAUACUGAGGAGCAAAAUGAUGUGAUGACUCCAGGUAGAGAAGUGAUGAAAAGGUGGAAACAUUUACGUGAUGCUUUUAUCAGAUCAGAAAAGAAUUUCAAACAAUCUAAAGCAAUUGGUUCACAGGCCUCCAAGAGAAAAAAAUACAUUUUUAACGAUGAGCUACAGUUUCUGCGCAAAAUAUACAAGGAAAGAGAACUAGAAGAGAGUUAUGACAACGAAGAUGAGGAGAUUGCAGGACCCAGUGCUGCGUCAGUACUAACGGAAGUGACUGAAAUUGAAGACUCCACCAAAGCAGUUGUUUCAAAAGCAAAACCGCCUACAAGACAACAUAAAAAGAUGGAUGAUGUCGACUUGAAAAUUUUGCGGACAAUGGAGCAAACAGAACCGGAAAAAAAACGACAAAUUGCAAUUCUUUGAAAGCUUGCUGCCUCAUGUAGACAAAUUUGACGACAACCAGUGGCUUCAAUGCCAAAUGGAAUUUCUCAGUCAUUUCUAAAAUCAAAAAUUCAUACCCCUGCAUACCUCAACCCCGCAAUGUAGAGAACCAUUCUACUUCCCAGAUACAGCAGUUCAAUCUACAAUCCAACCUUACCCAACCUGUCAACGUUCCCUACAUGUCUCAACGAGCAUUUGCGAUAUACUUUGUAUAAAUAAAGCCGGAUUAUUAUUAUUAUUAUUAUUAUUAUAAAUGAUGUCCCCUCAGUAUCCAGCACAACAAAUGACCUGCUCCCCUUUUAUAAAUUUCCAGCAUAUUUCAAAUGAAACCCAGGAUAAAAGUUUUGCUUGUCAAAUGAUCAGGGAUGAUAAUGUUCAGCCUUCUCGCAGCCCUUCUGUAGCUUCUUCAUCAACCACAAUUGAUUUUACAGAAUUGUAAUUAAACGUCAUCAAAUAUUGCCAAAAAUGUAAUACAAUGUAACUUAUUCUGAGC
Acanthoscelides obtectus is the source of this 1939-nucleotide messenger RNA. The record is from the annotation of a GenBank genome assembly. NCBI's taxonomy places the organism in Eukaryota, Metazoa, Arthropoda, Insecta, Coleoptera, Chrysomelidae.